AUGGAUAGCUAUCCCCCUCCCCCUCCCCCUAAGUUGCGUGGCGACAUCAUCCUCGAGGUCUUCACCCACAAAUCCCUUCGCUUCCCGGGUGCUCCCACCAACGAGGACUCUGAAUAUGGCGAUAACGAACGCUUGUCUGUGCUCGGUGAGAAAGUCUUGGAGACCGCGGUAACAUUCUCUCUCUUUUCCAAGAGGCCGAUGUUGAAGGCGGAAGAUAUCGAGGCACAAAGACGAGAGGUGUUAUCCGAGGCCAAUAUAGAAUCCUGGAUCAUUGCCUACAAGUUCAGGGAGAAGCUGCGCUGCAGCCCUGAUGUUGUCACCACUCUGUCGGAACCCAAGGCACGUUUGCUAUUCUGUUCGUAUGUCGGCGCCGUCUUUGCUCAGAACGGGAUGGAGAUGGUGCAGAGGUGGAUUGGGCAGCUCGUUGACCCCGACUUUGAUCCCCCCAUGCAUGUCGAGCCUGACGGCGACAUGGAUGCCGCUAUCAAGAGGGUUAAGACGGAGUCUAUGGGCUCCCCUACCCCACCCCCGAUCAUGCCAAUUCCACCUCAGCCCAUGAAUGCUCCCCCACCGCUCCCAACGAAUCCGUUGGCGCCUGCGCAGCCUCAGGCGGCCUUUUUGCCACUCUUCAACCAGACUGCGAAUCAGCGCAGGCUGGCUGUGGAGUACCCGGCGCAAUUCUCAGGCCCGGCUCACGCAGGCCGCUGGACCGUACAAUGUGUUGUCAACGGCAUUCCCAAAGGUGAAGGAUCCGGUGCUAGCAAGCAGCUCGCCAAGGAAGAAGCGGCUAGACAAGCCUAUUAUGCCAUGGGUUGGGCUCCGCGUAAGUAUAGCAGUUAA
Messenger RNA from Postia placenta MAD-698-R-SB12, 840 nucleotides. RefSeq lists its product as hypothetical. The transcript is spliced from 4 exons. Bases 1 to 840 code for a protein of 279 amino acids. Gene Ontology annotation, molecular function: ribonuclease III activity. Gene Ontology annotation, biological process: RNA processing. The record is from RefSeq and is a predicted model, not a curated record. NCBI's taxonomy places the organism in Eukaryota, Fungi, Basidiomycota, Agaricomycetes, Polyporales, Adustoporiaceae.